CUCUAAUGUAUAAUGUGUCAUGUGUGUGACGCUGUGACCUUUGGAGCGUUGGAGUGUUUAUCAGUCAGAUAACAGCUGGACUGUGAAACUCCUCAGAUCAGAAUCACACAAACACACUGAAGCUGACGGACAAGAUGGCGAACAGGAAGUCGUGUUGUGGUGCUUCGGUUCUGGAGGUCACGCUGUCCUGCCUCUUCAUCGUCAUGACGGCCGUGUGUGUGACGCUGAUCACACUGAUGGUGACCUGGAAAACACACACAGACCCGGAGCCGACUCCUCCUCCUCAACACAAGCCGUACCUGAUCGGCGUGGGCCGAGCCGACUGCACCGGGCCGCCGGCCGACGUGCCGCUGAUGGGCUACGCGAACCCUCAGCAGACGGCUGCAGGCAUACACACUCGUCUGUACAGCCGAGCCUUCAUCGUUGACGACAGGAGGAGGAGAGUCGUGUUCGUCACCGCUGACGUAGGAAUGAUCUCACAGAGGCUACGACUGGAGGUCCUCAAGGCGCUGCAGGUGAAGUACGGGGACGUCUACCGGCAGGACAACGUGGUCCUGAGUGGGACUCACACUCACUGUGGCCCAGCAGGAUACUUCCAGUACACACUGUUCAUGAUCAGCUCCAAAGGCUACAUCAAGGCGUCCAUCGAGCCGCUGGUCAACGGCAUCGUCAAGAGUAUAGACCGAGCCCAUCGCAACAUGAAGCCCGGCAGAAUCUACAGGAACAAAGGAGAAGUGGAUGACAGCAGCUUGAACAGAAGUCCUCACUCGUACCUGAACAACCCCGAGGACGAGAGAGACAGGUACCAGUGGAACACAGACAAACAGGUGUUGGUUCUGAAGUUCACUGAUGAGGACGGCGACGGGAUGGGGAUGCUCAGCUGGUUCGCCGUCCACGCCGUCAGCAUGAACUACACCAACCGCAUGGUGAGCAGCGACAACAUGGGCCACGCCUCCUACCUGCUGGAGCAGGACAAGAACCCCGGGACCUUACCUGGACAGGGGGCGUUCGUCGCUGGUUUUUCCUCCAGUAACCUCGGUGACGUGAGUCCGAACACCAGAGGACCUCACUGUAUGAACACUGGACUGUCCUGCGACUACCUGAACAGCUCGUGUCCUGUAGGAGGGACUAAGAUGUGUCAGGGAUUCGGACCUGGAAACGACAUGUUCGACAGCACGAGGCUCAUCGGACACAACAUCUAUAGGAAGGCAAAGGAGCUGUACGCCAACGCAGUUGAGGAGGUGACUGGGCCUCUGCACUCUGCUCAUCAGUGGGUCAACAUGACGGAGGUCAAAGUUCAGAUAAACAGCACACACACGGUCAGUACAUGCAAACCAGCUCUGGGUCACAGUUUCGCAGCAGGAACAACAGAUGGUGGAGGAGACCUCAACUUUACUCAGGGUGCCGUGGAAGGCGACCCGUUCUGGGACGGGAUCAGAGACGCUCUCCUGGGCGAGCCGUCCAAUGAGACGCAGGAAUGUCAUCAUCCCAAACCAAUCCUGUUCAGCACGGGGGAGAUGAACUGGCCUCUGCCGUGGCAUCCUCAGAUUGUCGAUGUUCAGAUCAUCACCAUCGGUUCAGUGGCUGUCGUAGCUGUUCCAGGAGAGAUGACCACCAUGUCCGGGAGGAGGCUGAGAGAAGCUGUGAAACAGGAGCUGGAGGCGGAGGCGACGCUCCGGGACACGGAGGUGGUGAUCGCCGGCCUCAGCAACGUGUACACUCACUACAUCACCACCUAUGAAGAGUACCAGGUGCAGCGUUAUGAAGGAGCCUCCACCAUCUAUGGUCCGCACACUCUCAGUGCCUACCUGCACAAGUACCGAGGGCUGGCCAGAGCCAUCGCACAGGACAAAGUAUCGGAGCUGCCGGUCGGACCAGAGCCUCCGUUCUUCAAGAAGCUCUUCAAUCUGCUGCUUCCGGCGCCUGUCGACAGGAAACCAGCCAACAGCAGCUUUGGAGACGUCGUGCAGCAGGUGUAUCCCGUCUACAGACAGGGUGAUGUGGUCUCAGUCACAUUCGUAGCAGGAAACCCGAGACACUCAGGAGACAUGAGAGAAAAAACCUUUGUUACCGUGGAGAUCUAUGACAAUAGAACAGCAGCCUGGGAAGUUGUGUACACUGAUGCAUCUUGGGAGACCAGGUUUCACUGGCUGAAGGGUUCAAACAAUCGGAGUAACGCCACCGUGGAGUGGCACAUCCUGCCCUCGACCCCCGGCGGCUCCUACAGGAUCAAACACUUUGGACACUUCAAACAGAUGAAAGCCCUGCGACCCGUCAUCAGCCCGUACGAAGGCUCGUCCGACGUCUUCAGAGUCACUGACAGCUUUUACUAUGAGUGACAUCACCAGUCACCAAGCUCCACCUCCCAUAGGGGGCGGGGCUUGAAACUUAAAGUAUAAAUGUGUUAAAACUCUUAUUUCGUCCGGAUAUUUCAGAAUAAUAAACUGUACAUUAUUAACUAUUCAACUGUUUAUUCAGAGAAAUAAAUGAUGGAAAAUAAACUUUAAAUAUUCUAAUAUGAAAA
This is a messenger RNA of Scophthalmus maximus (turbot), 2524 nucleotides long. RefSeq names its product N-acylsphingosine amidohydrolase 2 (gene asah2). The transcript is spliced from 21 exons. The record is from RefSeq and is a predicted model, not a curated record. Gene Ontology annotation, molecular function: N-acylsphingosine amidohydrolase activity. Gene Ontology annotation, cellular component: extracellular region. Gene Ontology annotation, biological process: ceramide catabolic process; long-chain fatty acid biosynthetic process; sphingosine biosynthetic process. NCBI's taxonomy places the organism in Eukaryota, Metazoa, Chordata, Actinopteri, Pleuronectiformes, Scophthalmidae. The coding region runs from base 135 to 2339 and encodes 734 amino acids.